Molecule: messenger RNA, 1785 nt
Organism: Symbiodinium natans
Lineage: Eukaryota; Dinophyceae; Suessiales; Symbiodiniaceae
Source: the annotation of a GenBank genome assembly
AUGAAGGGGCACAUGACCUACUAUCAGGGCUCUGAGCUCUACAUCGAGUGGGUGGUCCAACACGGCUGCGGCUUGGGGCAGCCGAAUGUCAUCUGCCAGAUGGUGCUUCAGUACAUGUGUGAGAAGGACAAUCCAGGCAUCCGUGAUGGAACCAAGCGGGGCAACGACAACACUGCUGGCGGAGAGCAGGAGCCUCCUGUUGCGGUGGAGGCCGCAGAGGAAUCGCUUGGACAGCAUGAGCCCUUGGAUUUCUACCUCUCCUGCAAACAGCGCGAACGGCAGAAGGGGCUGUACACAGCGGACCAAAACGUCCGCGACGAUCGUGGGGCCACCGCCACGAGGCAGAACCCGAACGGCAAUGGCAACAACGACCGGCACGGCCUCGAGUGUCCGGAGGAGCGUGAUUACUACCCAUACUGGCAUCCUUCGCCGUGGCACGACAUCGCCGUCAUCACCGACGAGCCGUCCAGAAGGUGCGAAUACUACCGGAGCGAGUCCCAGAACGUGAAAGCAAAAGGCUACUGCAGCGAACCCCAGCACAACCAUCAGGAAGCGUGCUUGGACGCGGGAGCGGAAUGGCAGGAGGCUCCAGCCCAUGAGGAGCCCCCACCGGAGUGCGUCGCUGGCAUGUCCUCCCGUGACAACCACAACGGAAACGCUCGCGGCGGGCGUCCGAACUACUAUCUGUGGAGGAUACCCGACUACGUGGAGGGCCGCUGCGUGCUGCGGUUGCGGUACAAUAUCACCACCGGGGACUUCCGGUCCUCGGCGCUGGCCUCCGGCGAAGGCCCUUCCACCAACGUGCUGGACGUGGGUGAGGACUACUUUGCCCUGGACAAGGCCCUGAAUGACCCGAACCCUGGGCAACGGCGCCGAACGCCCUUCAAGGGCGGACCACCCGUCCUUCCACAAGAUCCCGUGGGCGACUGGCUGGACCUCGGCGAGGCUUUCCAGCUGCAGCUGCAGGUCAACACGAACCAGUACGGCCGCACCUUCGAAGACAGGACCCACAGCUUCGUCGUCACGCCGAGGCCGAGCAAAGUGCCCAGCUCGGCACGCAUCGUCAACUACAAUGUGCGCGGUCGACGUGGCAACAUCGUCCAGGUAUAUCCAUCUGUGGAAUACGACUUUGUACCUCAGGACCUGACGGUGUCAGUUGGAGACUACCUCCACUUCCAGUGGACGGGCUCCGAUGCCAACGCGAAGGGGAACGAUGGCAAUGGCCGGCAGAGCACUGACCGCUCCAACCUUGUGCAGGUGGCCGACCGCGAGGAAACGGUGCCGCUUCCCUGGAUUCAGCACCGCCUGCUGGUGGACGCUGCGGCGGCCGAGGCCGAGGAGGCCAAGGAGCUGGUGAGGAGGUUUGCAUACCUCGGACAGUCACCGGAUCUUUGCGACGCGGAAGACAACAACCAGAAUAGCAUCCAGAAUUGCAAGCAGCUGAAUGGUGCCCCCGCGUACUUCGACGGUGGCCUCGUGGAGAUGAAGACUGUGGGUCGGCACCAGGUGGUGAGCACCCGGAACAACGACUUCUCCAACCGCUCGCACAAGGCCUCGAUUACGGUGGUUCCUCGAAGCUGGAGUUGGCAGGAGGUUCUGUUGCUGGUAGCGGGCCUGGUCCUGCUGCUGGGCCUCUUGACCUACCUGGCCCUCGCGGCCAGGGCCCUAACCAGACUUAAGCAGCAGGAGACGUUCGUUUUCCUCCCCUCCUCUCUCAACGCUUUCUCUGCUUCCGCGGAAUCCCAGCAAAAGGGCGGCCGCGACGAUCUUCGCGGGGUCGUUUAA